Molecule: messenger RNA, 513 nt
Organism: Strongyloides ratti
Lineage: Eukaryota; Metazoa; Nematoda; Chromadorea; Rhabditida; Strongyloididae
Exons: 1
Coding region: 1-513 (170 amino acids)
Source: RefSeq, a predicted model, not a curated record
AUGAAAUAUUUAAUUAUGAAUAAUUUAUCUUUAUUUAUAUUAUUUGUAUUUUUUAUUUCAUUAAUUUUUUCUAAGUCACUAGAAAUUAAUGGCAAAAAUUUAGUUGAUUUAUCAAGUUUAAAAAAUUUUCAAGCACCAGUUAUUUUAAAUGAUGAAGAAGAUAAAAAUACAAUACAAAAAAGGCAAUCUAGAAGACAAAGAAGAUUAAGAAGACAAAGAAGACAACUUUUUACUGCUCUUGCUACCGUGAAUGCCCAAAUUGCUCAAUUACAACAACAAAUGAUAUCUCUUCAAACUCAAAUUUUGCAAAUAGCAACACAACGACCAGCAGUAACACAACCAACAGCACCAACACAACCAACACAACCAACACAACCAACACAACCGACACAACCAACACAACCGACACAACCAACACAACCACCAGCACCAACACAACCACCAGCACCAACACAACCACCAGCACCAACAGCCGCACCAACAGCCGCACCAACAGCCGCACCAGGCCGAUAA